CCCUCUCCCCUCUCCUCCCCACCCUGCAGUCCAUCUUUCUCAAACACCUGUCCUCUAAGCUCCCCCGAACUGAAUGCGACGUCGCCAACAAACUCGUCCACUUCUCCACCAACCCCACCCGCCUCCGCUACCUCACCCGUUCGCUCGUGCUCUUCAGAGCAAACCACGUCAGCAAAUUCAAAAGACACUGCAUCAACCAACAAAUACUGAUCAAAAUGUCACAGGCCAACGCAACCGCCCGCGACUUAGGCCGCGUCGGCCACCCAGCUUGUCAUAACGACCAAACAAACGACGACAUGUGCGGCAGUAACGCGAACGGUAGCAAUACAGGCGCUAAUAACACAUGCACCAAUGACGCGAAUAACGACCACGCAGGUGGCAAUAAUACGGACAAUAAUCAUACGAGUAACAAGCACACAGAUAACGGCAGUACAAAUGGCGACGACGAUGUGAGCAGUAGCGGUACAGACAAUGAUAAUGCAAGCAAUCACGACACAGGCGGCAAUAAUGCGUACAAUAAUAACACAAAUAAUGACAGCACUGUUGGUAAUGGUACAGAUAAUAAUAACGUGAACCAUAACAUCGGCGCGACAACAGACAACAAACUCGAGGACGAGACCAUCGACAGUCGCCGAGGGUCCACGGGCAGAGAAGGCAGGACCAGUACGAGCCGUGCGGACGUCCCGCAUAGCCAUCAGGUAGCCGACCGACCUGACAGAGAUGACUCGAACAAGUCGUUUUCUAGAGUUGAUGACGCGGACGUGCGUCCGACUCAAGACGCGGGCUCUAUUUCGAAGAGGCAAGAGGGUGACUUCUUUGGUCAGCAAUUGCCUUGUUGCUUGGUAAAAACGCUGAUGGACCAAUCUCAUCUUUGUCCAUUUCCGGCCGCGGUUCAGCCGGUCUUUUGGAACCACGACUAUUUCCUGCAACUCUAUCCGCUUCCUCACGUCGUACGUAUAUAGAGGCCCAAAAGGGGCAUCCGGUCCGGAUGUGCAUCGAGGAAGCACGCGUUGGCGUGGUCCUGCGACAAUCGAGAGCUGCGCGCGAAAGAGAGCGAGAGAUCGCCUUGACCCAUAGAGAGGGACGGCAGUUUUGCCGGUCGCAGGUGUCUGGGUAUCGGGCAAAUAAGAAAAACAGAGGUCGUGUGUCGUCGCGCCGCAAAGCUCCUCUGUAUUGGAGCUCUAGGCGCAAGGGACAUCUUUUUUAGCACUUAGGGGCGUCACGAUGGACUCGCCGGACCACUGCUUGGUCGAGGAGCUUCUCCGCGAUAAUGUCUUGAUUUUGGCAGACCAGCACCGCCAUUACGCAAUGGAACAAAGCGGAUGUCAGGCAGUGAACCCUGGGCCGUUUUCGCGAGACUUUUCGUUUGCUGGGAUCAGCAUGCUGACGGGGCAGGCGGAGAUGUUCGAGGUGUGAAAGAAAUAGUAACAAAAGAUUUUUCGAGGAGCGACAAAAUUAUUGUGCUUCAUACAGUCGCUAGAUGCUUUUGAGAAGUGGCUGGCGUCAGUAUGCAAACAGAAGCGGCUUCCAGGGAGUCGGCGUACGAAGAGGUAGAAGCAAAUUCAACUCACAGCAAUGGAGGGCGCAAAGGAGAUAUGAGCCGUUCGAGACAGACAUUCAACGCCUGAAGUCGGCGCUCAGCAGUCGCGCGUAUGUCAGAGGCGAGCGGCGAACUGAGGAAGACGCGGUGGGGCCACUGCCUCAGAUGACUUACAAUAAGUUGAUAGACGAGCGGCUGGUGAAUUGGAAGGCGGUGAAAGAAUUUUUCCCUAGUCAAGAAGAAGUAAAGAAGACGUCUCUUGACUAUUUGUCCCUUUGUAAACCUCGACUCGCGUCUUUCGUGCUCUUUUCGACGCUGUUUGGAUACUUCAUGGCGUCCGGUCCGAAUCUUAUGAUAGAUCCCGUCAAUUUGUUUGCCACGCUCGCCGGAACGGCCAUGACCAUCGCCAGCGCCAAUUCUAUGAAUCAAUACUUGGAGGCCGAUCAUGACUCUAAAAUGAAACGUACCAAAAACAGAGCACUUCCGGCCAAAAAACUCACGCCCAAUCAGGUAUUUUCUUUUUCUCUGUUCAAUGGAAUUCUUGGCGCGCUGACACUCGGACUGUUCUCAACUCACCUCGCUACCAUUCUGUCCGUAUCAAACUUGUUCUUAUAUACAUUCGUAUACACGCCCUUUAAACGCGUCCAUCAUUCAAACACAUGGAUAGGCGCCGUUGUUGGCGCUAUACCCCCACUCAUAGGAUAUGCCGCCCGCUACCCUACUCUAGACGCGCACGCGCUUUUCCUGUUCCUCAUAUUGUUCUUGUGGCAACUUCCUCAUUUCUAUAGUCUCAGUUGGCAGCACCGACACGACUACCAAGUCGCCGGGUACAAAAUGCUCUCCAACGUCCGUCCCUCCUUGUUGCCUCGGCAGACCCUCAUCUGGACAUCAUCCCUAUUUCUCCUACCGCUGAUAUCGACGUAUUUUCACCUCACGUCACCGUGGAUCAUCCUAGAAACGUCGCCUCUCUCCAUAUAUUGCCUCCUCUGCGCGCGCAACUUCUCAAAGCAACCCACGAACGCCAACGCCUCGCUCUGCUUCAGAUCGUCACUCCUCUGGCUCCCGUUCUUCCUCCUGUCGCUCAUCCUCCACAAAACUGACGACGACUAGACGGCGCCCGUGUACCCACCGACACCACACACGGCUUUGUACAAUACCCUAUAUGUAUGCACGCCUAUGUA
Molecule: messenger RNA, 2721 nt
Organism: Schistocerca gregaria
Lineage: Eukaryota; Metazoa; Arthropoda; Insecta; Orthoptera; Acrididae
Exons: 5
Coding region: 1481-2650 (389 amino acids)
Biological process (GO): heme biosynthetic process
Cellular component (GO): membrane; mitochondrion
Molecular function (GO): protoheme IX farnesyltransferase activity
Source: RefSeq, a predicted model, not a curated record